This is a messenger RNA of Rhopalosiphum maidis (corn leaf aphid), 830 nucleotides long. Its product is annotated as bolA-like protein 3. Lineage: Eukaryota; Metazoa; Arthropoda; Insecta; Hemiptera; Aphididae. The record is from RefSeq and is a predicted model, not a curated record. The transcript has 4 exons. Bases 317 to 655 code for a protein of 112 amino acids.
GGUCUUAGAAUAAUUUCAAUGAUUAAUCUUACUAUCUAUGAAUCUUGUUCCGUCACUAUCUAAAAUCGUGCCACCGAGCUUUCAAAUAAUUCAUUAAAUACCUACUGGAUAAUUGCUAUAUAGUAAUCACAGAUCAAGUACUAAGUACUAAGUAGUACCAUAUUACUUUACUAUAUUAAAAAUUUCACUUCUUUACAUUUUGGCGUUGUAUUGUUAAAUUAUUUUAUUAUCUGUAUAAUAUUUAAGUAUAUGAAAUUUAAACAAAAUAUUAUUUCUGGUUUCAUUGUUAAAUUCUUGACUUAAUUAUUUUAAAAAAAUGUUUCAAAUUACAAGACGCAGUGCUAAAUUAUUUAAUACAAAUUGUAUUGUUUUAAGAAAAUUCGCAGAUAGCUCUAAAGUAGCAACUCUGAAAGGUGGUGAAAAUAUAUUGUAUUCGUCAUUACAAAAAAAAUUUCCUCAAGCCAAAGAAAUUAAAAUUAAAGAUAUUUCAGGUGGUUGUGGUGCAAUUUUUGAAGUAUUUAUUUCUACAACAGAAUUCAAGGGAAUGAGUAUGGUAAAACAACACCAACUUAUAAAUGAAGUUCUAAAAGAUCAAAUUAAAGCAAUGCAUGGAAUACGAAUACACACAGAAAUACCUGUUGAAGAUAAUAAAUAGAAUUAGUUAUGUGUUAUAAAUAAAAAAUAGUUAUUGUAAAAUAGAAAACUAUUUUGUUAUUGUAUAAAUUGAUUUUCACUAGAAAUAUGCCUCAUGUACAGAGAUCAUAUAUAGCUGUAUAAUAUUAUUGUUAUUUUAUUUUUAUUAUUAUUAUAACAUAUAUUAUUUGAUCGUA